UAAAAUUUAGUAACAUAGUUUUGUUCCAUUUCUUUGGAUUGUGAAGAAAGGAAUUUUAUUAGGUCAAAAAUUGAGAUGGAUUUGACGGCUGCUCAGACUCCGGGAGGUGCUUCCGGCGGAGCUAUGGAUUCCGGUGAUUGGCGGACUCAACUACCGUCAGGUUCUCGUGAAAGGAUUGUCAACAAGAUAACGAAGGAAUUGAAGAGGCAUAUUCCAUUCUCUGGGCAAGACGGAGAAUCGGAGCUUAUGAAAAUUGCAGUGAAGUUUGAGGAAAAGGUAUAUAAUGCUGCUACAAGUCAGGAAGAUUAUCUGAGGAAAAUAGCUAUCAAGAUGCUGACAAUGGAGAUCAAAUCAAAGGAUGAUGUCGUAGAGGAGGUGGUGGUUAAAAAGGAGCAAAACAGUGACGUUGUUGGACACAAAGAGAAUGUCAGAGUUGGGGAAAAUGAGGAAUCUUAGCUCCAAAGAAGCUAUUAGGAGGCCUUCAGUAUUUUUCAAUUAAAAUGAAGGAGAUUGGAUGGUGGAGCUCUUAUCAAACAGUGAGAGAGAUGAGAAGAGAACUAUUUUCAGUCGCUUUGAAUUUAUAAAUUUAUAUAUCUUGGCUUGUUGAUUUUGUCCUUGGAAGCUUUACUAUUCAUUUGUUUGUAUUUUAGGAUCAAAAUUGCCUUUAUGUUGCUUGAGAUAUGUUGAUCA
This is a messenger RNA of Solanum stenotomum, 690 nucleotides long. RefSeq names its product mediator of RNA polymerase II transcription subunit 15a-like. The record is from RefSeq and is a predicted model, not a curated record. Gene Ontology annotation, biological process: regulation of DNA-templated transcription. Bases 76 to 456 code for a protein of 126 amino acids. Gene Ontology annotation, molecular function: transcription coactivator activity; chromatin DNA binding. Lineage: Eukaryota; Viridiplantae; Streptophyta; Magnoliopsida; Solanales; Solanaceae. The transcript has 5 exons.